GGCAUAAUCACAUGGAGUACAGACUACAGAGUGGUGAAACAUGAUGUAUAAUAAAAUAUGAUGUAAAGAUGAUCAUAUUUUGGCUAAACAAGGGUCUAAAUCCUUUUAAAGUAAACUAUUCUUCGGCCUUUUCAAUUAAUUCCAUAUCUGUGCUACGAAAUGCGGUGUUUUCCUCACAUCCAACCAGAAAUUAUGGUCAAAACGUGAACAAACCAAGUACACUUAAUAGCAAUGCAUUGCGAGAAUAUUGUAUAAAUAUAUUGCAACGUAGAAAGGGCUUUGUAUUGUGUUCUUUUUGUACAAUAACACGGCAAUUUCACGGGGGCAAUGCAAGUGUGAGGUUUCAGGAGAAAAAGAAACCAGACUCACUUCAAGAGCUGGUAGAAUCGACAGAAAAGCAACAAACAGCACUCACUACCUCGCAAAAAGUUGCUCAAGCAGGAAAGGAUGUCAGUUAUUUUGCUAUUAUUUUAGCUGGUUUUGCAGUCACAGGAGCCCUGCUAUGGUAUGUGUUGAGCGAAUUAUUUCUGAGCAGCAGUCCAAACAAGAUAUAUGCUGAUGCUUUAAAGAAAGUGAAACAAAAUGAAGAGGUUUUAGAUGCCCUGGGUGAGCCAAUCAAAGCUUAUGGUGAAGAGACAUCGCGUGGACGAAGGCGACAUGUGAGCUUUCAAGAGUACAUAGUUGCUGGAGAGAAUUACAUGAGAGUAAAGUUCUAUGUUUCUGGUACGCAUCGAAAAGGAACGGUUCAUGUGGAUGUCAAACAGGUUUCAUCGAGAAGGUAUGAGUAUCGUUUCAUUUUUGUUGAACUGGAGGGCUUCCCAUUUCGGACGAUCAUCAUCGAAGAUAACAGAUACGAAACAGAUACAAGCUGAAAUAAUUGAGAAGUUUUUGAGGCAUAGAAAAAACGUUAUACAACGAAUAAAGAGUGCAUCAGUGAAACUACUAAAAACCGCUGGAGAUGAGUCAGAAUUGAUUCAAAAAUAUACAGUUGCUAUAAUAAAGAAAUUAAUACGUUUUAAUACGCCCUUUUUAUUCGCAAAAACCCUUAUUUUAUAUAUUUGAAGAAAUUAUCAGUUUUUGAAUGACAAUCCUAAACAAACAGUCAAACAAUCACUUUUCCAUACAGGGCAAUAAACUGAAAGCGACAGUUUUAUCGAACUAUAUCUAUCUACGUCUCUUCGUUUCUUAAUCAAAGAUGAAUCAUUGUUCGUCAUCUGCAAACUAAAUUUUCCCUGUUUUAUUCGCACUUGAAACGUCGUUCGUGCCUCGUAAACGAAAUGAAUAACCUCGAAGAUGAAUUGCAUUAGACCGAGUGUGGUAUUUUCGUUUUAAUAAAGCCGAAAUUAAACGAUCUUAAUUUUUUAUGAAGGUAAACAUAAUCAUAUCGGCAAAACAACUCCGUUUAAUCAAUUUUAUUGCCAAUCAUAAAAUUAAAAGAUGUUUGCCUGUCAACUGUCAUGGAUGUAUUUGGGAUGUAUUUUUGAGUUGUAAAUUUUGUGCAGUUGCAGCGGCGCUGUCUAUAAUCGACUAUCAUUUUUUUUGUCGUUCACACUUCAAACCUUGCGAUUCAGUGCUUUAAACAAUGCGAAAAUUGAAACGCACGUUCAGAAUCUAAAUUCUUCACCAAACUCUUCACAACCGACGCAUUGCUCUGUUGAUAUUAAUAAAAAUUUUAUGAUUAGUAAAAUUUUCACGCUAUUUAUUUGCUAAUAAUUGUUCACCCGGAAUUGGCGAAAGAUGGAGCUAGAUUGAGAACAAAUCAGCUUUGACACUUGCCAC
Dendronephthya gigantea is the source of this 1779-nucleotide messenger RNA. RefSeq names its product mitochondrial import inner membrane translocase subunit Tim21-like. The transcript is spliced from 6 exons. Gene Ontology annotation, biological process: protein import into mitochondrial matrix. The record is from RefSeq and is a predicted model, not a curated record. NCBI's taxonomy places the organism in Eukaryota, Metazoa, Cnidaria, Anthozoa, Malacalcyonacea, Nephtheidae. The coding region runs from base 69 to 872 and encodes 267 amino acids. Gene Ontology annotation, cellular component: TIM23 mitochondrial import inner membrane translocase complex.